This is a messenger RNA of Populus euphratica (Euphrates poplar), 2929 nucleotides long. Its product is annotated as auxin response factor 2-like. Gene Ontology annotation, biological process: response to hormone; regulation of DNA-templated transcription. The record is from RefSeq and is a predicted model, not a curated record. Gene Ontology annotation, molecular function: DNA binding. NCBI's taxonomy places the organism in Eukaryota, Viridiplantae, Streptophyta, Magnoliopsida, Malpighiales, Salicaceae. Gene Ontology annotation, cellular component: nucleus. Bases 421 to 2769 code for a protein of 782 amino acids. The transcript is spliced from 16 exons.
ACUUCACUGAAGGCACAGACGUAGAGAGAGAAAUUUCAUUUCAUUUUUUUGAAAAUAAAAGCGCAGUACUAUUUGUGAGGCUUUCUGAGAAAGAGAGACACAGAAACAGUGUACGAGUGGUAAUGGCAGCGACUAUUGCUGAGACGGUUGCAGAAGAGAGAGAAAGAGAAGCAGUGAAGCAAAGAAAGGACAUUAUUAUUAUUAUUAGAUCAGAUUUUUACUACUAUUUCUUUUCCUUUUCUUCUUGUGAACCCAAACGGAUCGUUAAAGUUCUGGCUCUUGUUGUUGCUUCAAGUGAAGCGGAAGUUCAUUUUGAUUGCUGCUGCGGUUGUCGUUACACUUUCCGUAGAAUCAUUCCCUGGAAUAAUUGUUAGUUUCUUGUUCAAAAACAGACGAAUACUAUUAGUUUUGGUUAAAAUAAUGAUUAACGGAAGUAAUUCUGUGGAUAUUAACCGCAAUGGAAUUGCGAGCAGGAGCAGGUGCUUUCCGGUGGCUUGUGAAGGAUCAGAAGAUGCACUGUACAAGGAACUAUGGCACGCGUGUGCAGGUCCGGUAGUGACAGUGCCUCGCCAAGGCGAGCUUGUUUACUACUUUCCUCAAGGUCAUAUUGAGCAGGUUGAAGCAUCGACGAAUCAGGUUGCUGAUGAUCAGCAAAUGCCAGCUUAUAAUCUCUCUCCGAAAAUCCUCUGUCGUGUGGUUAAUGUUCAAUUGAAGGCUGAACUGGAUACAGAUGAAGUGUUUGCUCAAGUCAUUUUGCUUCCUGAAACUCAACAAGAUGUGGAGUUGGUGGAGGAGGAGGACUUACCGCCUCUGCCUGCACGUCCUCGGGUGCAUUCCUUCUGUAAGAUGCUUACAGCGUCGGAUACAAGCACUCAUGGUGGAUUUUCAGUAUUGAAACGGCAUGCUGAUGAAUGCCUACCUCCAUUGGACAUGUCCCUACAACCUCCAGUGCAGGAGUUGGUAGCCAAAGAUUUGCAUGGACAUGAGUGGCGUUUCCGCCAUAUAUUUCGAGGUCAACCACGAAGGCACCUUCUUCAAAGUGGUUGGAGUCUCUUUGUCAGUGCCAAAAAGCUCGUGGCAGGAGAUGCUUUUAUUUUUCUUAGAAGUGAAACUGAAGAGCUUCGUGUAGGGGUAAGACGUGCCCUGAGACAGCCAAGCAAAAUCCCUUCUUCUGUAAUAUCUAGUCACAGCAUGCAUAUUGGUAUCCUUGCAACUGCAUGGCAUGCUGUUUCAACAGGAUCAAUGUUCACUGUCUAUUAUAAACCAAGGACGAGUCCUGCUGAGUUUAUUAUUCCAGUUGACAAAUAUAUGGAGUCUGUCAAGAUCAACUACACUAUAGGGAUGAGAUUCAAAAUGAGAUUUGAAGCAGAUGACGCUCCCGAACAAAGGUUCUCUGGCACUGUGAUCGGGGUCGAAGAGGCAGAUCCAAAGAAGUGGCCUCGCUCAAAUUGGAGAUGCCUCAAGGUUCAUUGGGAUGAAACUUCUCCUGUUCACCGUCCAGACAGGGUUUCCCCUUGGAAAGUAGAACCUGCUUUGGCUCCUUCUAUGGGUCCCGUUUCUGGGUGCCGAUUGAAAAGGCACCGUCCAAACACGGUGACAUCAUCUGCAGACUCCUCUUCUCUUACCAAGAAAGAUAACGGUCCUUCAAGACACAUGCAACAUCAAGAAAUCUUGACCUUGAGAAACACACCUACUGGGAAGAAUUACUCGGACAAUAAUCACAAUCCUCCAUGGGUUCUAUCUCAAGCAACAGGAACUGGAACCCUGCUUAAAUCUUAUGAAUCCAGUCGCCCUUUCUUUGGGCUGUACUCUGAUGAUGUUGACCAACCCAGUAAGCUUACUUCAGAUGAAAAAAGCAUGUUCAACUGGCAUUCAGCUCCCAUGAUGUACACAGGCCACCCAUUUAACAUGUUGGCAUCUAGCAUGGAAGCUCAGGUGGCAAAAGAUAAAGAUACACAACAACAGCAUGGAAGCCGGUUCUUGCCUUUUCCAUAUGCCGACAGUUCUCCUCGUCCAUCGAGAUCUAAACCACAGCAUCUUCCUUUUCAACAAUGUAAUGAGAGAACAGCUAAAGAUGAUAAUUACAAACUUUUUGGUGUCUCCCUUUUUGGGAAUUCUAAGGCACUGGAACCAGCCACUAUUCACAGGCACUCCGUGGAUAAACCACAACAUCAAAUCAAUGUUGCAUCAGAUCAUCUACAAUUGUUGGGUUCUGAAAGAUAUUUGGAGCAAUUAAAGCAUCCAAAGCAUGCUAGAUGUGAGGAACAAGAGAACAUUUUUCAAGCCUCUUCUUUAUAUUUAAAAGAUGUCCAGGGCAAGCCUGAGCGUGGUUCAGCGAGAAGAUGUGUAAAGGUUCACAAGCAGGGGACUGCUGUAGGGAGGUCUCUGGACCUGGCAAAGUUUAACGGCUACAAUGAAUUGACAGCAGAACUGGAUCGGAUUUUUGAAUUCAAUGGUGAAUUAGUUGCUCCUAACAAAGAUUGGCUGAUUGUUUUUACUGAUGAUGAGGAUGAUAUGAUGCUUGUAGGAGAUGAUCCCUGGCAGGAAUUCUGUAGCAUGGUCCGCAGGAUCUUUAUCUAUACCAGAGAGGAGAUAAACAGGAUGGAGCCACGUUCCCUGAAUCUUGAAGCCGAGGGAAAUUCACGAAGUACAGACCAAAUGGUUGAUUUGGAAAAUCAAAUUUCGAAGCAUCUUCCAGCUGUGAGUCCCUCGGAGUGUCAAGGCUUGUGCUACAUGACUGGCAGCAAGGUAAUGAGGCCGGAAAGGUGAUACAGGCGAAGUUGUUGCAUCAUGGCCAAGAUGUCUUUGAGGCAGUUGCGUUGCCCCUCAUCUAGACUUUUCUUCUUAUGCAGCAUGGUCUGUUUGGUAGAUAGACAACGCUGCCUAUGUAAUGUUCAUUUUUUUAUUGUCACUUUUGGGGGAGGUGUGG